UGUCCCACAUUUUUGGGAGAAUAACUGCGAGAAAUACCGGGGCAGAUUCGCCGUCGGAGAACCAAUUUCGUGCCGAUUAAAGAUCGCGGCAAAGGAUUUCUGCCACAAAGAUAAACCCCAUCUCUCCCUUCAUCCUACUUCACCGGCUUCACUCUUCGGGAUCUGUAAACACCCACUUCAAAAUUUCAACUCCGCUGCUGAUCAGAUUCAGUUCUUUGCUUCGGCAUUUUCGCCUCAUUCAAGUGGAAACUGUAUUCUGGUGGCGAUCAGAAAUCCUGCAAGAGAAUGAGGCGGAGGCCCCCGGAUUUCCGAAGGCCUGCGAGGAGAAGACUAUCCAACACGUUUUGGUGGACUCUGUGUUUGGUUUCGGUUUUGCUCUUCCUUUUCAUUCUGUGCAAAGGGAGUCGGAUUGAGUCCAGGCCCGUCUUAACUAGGAUGUCAUAUAGAAAUGAAAGAAUUGUCGAAGGCCUCAAUGUUACUGAAGAAAUGUUGAACCCCAGCUCUAUAGUCCGGCAACUCAGCGGCCAAAUUUCUCUAGCAAAAGCAUUUGUUGUGAUUGCAAAAGAGAGCAGCAAUCUUCAGUUCGCUUGGGAAUUAAGUGCUCAAAUUCGGAAUUCACAAAUCCUCCUCUCAAAUGCUGCAACAAGGAGAGCUCCUCUGAGUAUUACAGAAGCAGAAACUGCAAUCCGUGACAUGGCACUGUUGUUGUACCAAGCCCAGCAACUUCAUUAUGAUAGUGCAACGAUGAUCAUGAAGUUGAAAGCUAAAAUCCAGACUCUGGAUGAAAAAAUAAGCUCAAUCAGUGACAAGAGUUCAAAAUAUGGACAAAUUGCUGCUGAAGAAGUUCCCAAAAGUCUGUACUGCCUUGGCGUUCGCCUGACCACGGAACGAUUCAGAAACUUGAACUUACAGAGGAAGCUCAAUGAAAAGAAGCAAAUAGAUACAAAACUUAACGAUAACGAUCUCUACCAUUUCUGUGUAUUCUCUGACAACAUCCUGGCCACUUCAGUUGUUGUCAACUCGACUGCUUUGAAUUUGAAAAAUCCCGAUAGGGUUGUUUUCCAUAUCAUAACUGAUGAGGUCAAUUAUGCAGCAAUGAAGGCAUGGUUCUCGAUUAACAGUUUUAGAAGGGUGACUGUUGAUGUUCGGAAGUUUGAGGAUUUUAGCUGGUUAAAUGCUUCCUAUGUCCCAGUACUCAAGCAACUCCAAGACUCGGAUACUCAGAACUAUUAUUUUUCUGGCAGUGGUGGUGAUGGUCACACUCCGAUCAAGUUUCGAAAUCCCAAAUAUCUUUCAAUGCUGAACCAUCUCAGGUUCUAUAUACCAGAAGUUUUUCCUGCCCUUAAAAAAGUUGUGUUUCUUGAUGAUGAUAUUGUUGUCCAGAGAGAUAUUUCUGGUCUUUUCAGUAUUAAUUUGAAUGGUAACGUAAAUGGAGCGGUCGAGACAUGCAUGGAGACCUUCCACAGAUAUCAUAAGUACUUAAACUACUCCCACCCCCUUAUCAGGGAGCAUUUUGAUCCCGAUGCUUGCGGAUGGGCGUUCGGGAUGAAUGUUUUUGAUUUAGUAGAGUGGAGGAAGAGAAAUGUUACUGGCAUUUACCAUUACUGGCAGGAAAAUAAUGUCGAUCGGACACUAUGGAAACUCGGUACACUCCCGCCUGGACUGCUUACAUUCUAUGGGUUGACAGAACCAUUGGAUCCCUCAUGGCAUGUGUUAGGAUUGGGCUACACAAACGUCGAUCCUUGGUUGAUCGAGAAGGGCGCUGUGCUUCACUUUAAUGGCAACUCGAAGCCAUGGCUUAAGAUUGGGAUAGAAAAAUACAAGCCCCUUUGGGAGAAGUACGUUGACUAUACUCAUCCUCUAUUGCAAAGCUGCAAUUUCCAUUGAUUGAACAUAGAAAUUUGUGUUCUCCCCAGCCAAGAUUGUUGUUUAUGAAUAUCAAAAGAUCUGGGGACAUGGUGCAUGGACGUGCCAUUUUAUCACGAAUUCAAGCAUGACAAGUUGCUGUGACAUGAACCUUUGAAUAUAGAUAGAUAGCCUGAUGUUUUGAAGUCAAUUCCUGUCCUCGUAGGUUAGAGCGAACAUCAUUAGACCAUUUCUGUUGUGCCACUAACAGCAGUUGAUUCUAUAUUUGUAUCAGUAGCAGUCAUGCUCCCCAGGGAUAGGCAUCCUAACUUAUUUGAAUUUGGAUGUCUAAUUCUACGGAAGUUUGCAGCACUCCCUGUUAUUUAUGUAUUGCUAUUUCUCUCUUAAAUUGAUUUCGAAAGGUUUUAAGAUGAUUUUGUAGCAGUCGAUACUCCUCUCCAGACUUUUCCUUAAAAGGUCUACGCAAGAUUUUAAAAUGGGGAGAGAUUUUUACAUCUACUAUACCUGGGAUCUUCCCCUU
Cucurbita maxima (winter squash) is the source of this 2386-nucleotide messenger RNA. Its product is annotated as probable galacturonosyltransferase 10. The coding region runs from base 286 to 1887 and encodes 533 amino acids. Lineage: Eukaryota; Viridiplantae; Streptophyta; Magnoliopsida; Cucurbitales; Cucurbitaceae. The record is from RefSeq and is a predicted model, not a curated record. Gene Ontology annotation, molecular function: polygalacturonate 4-alpha-galacturonosyltransferase activity. The transcript is spliced from 2 exons.